Messenger RNA from Daphnia pulicaria, 6159 nucleotides. RefSeq names its product sodium-dependent phosphate transport protein 2B-like. Gene Ontology annotation, cellular component: membrane. NCBI's taxonomy places the organism in Eukaryota, Metazoa, Arthropoda, Branchiopoda, Diplostraca, Daphniidae. The record is from RefSeq and is a predicted model, not a curated record. Gene Ontology annotation, biological process: sodium-dependent phosphate transport. The transcript is spliced from 12 exons. Gene Ontology annotation, molecular function: sodium:phosphate symporter activity. The coding region runs from base 3753 to 5579 and encodes 608 amino acids.
ACGAUGAAUAUGCUUUUACUUUUUGUCCGCCGAUGAAUUCGUUAAAACGGAUGUUUGAUAUGGUCGGAAUUUUUUCGAACGAAUAAGUGCAACUAUAAAACUGUCAGACAGACAGUUAAAACUUUUUUCGUGCGUUAUUGUAUUCAAUGUCCGUUCCCUAGGGCUAUGAGGAGGAAUAAAAGAACAAAGUAUCAAAUGUAUAUUUUUCCUUGUUUGAGUCAUCAAUUUCUUUGAGCAAGCUUUGUCCCUUUUGACCUCACUCAGUAGGUUCGGUCCGCGACAUCGUUAUUUUAGAUAGGACGUUGUUAUUGUGUGAUUAUAUUGUUAGCGUUGUUAUUGUUGUCAUUGUGCAUUGGUAUCAAAACAAAAUUUGGGGAGAUCAGCUCUAAAGAUUUGACUCUGGGAAAACCCAGACUGCGCAAUGAGAAUUCUCCAUGUCGUGAUUCGCUUGUCAAUCAUAUUUUGAUUUUUUACGUGCCUUUCGUUGUUUGUCGUUGUCCAUGACAGUGUGACGCACAGUGCGGUAGAAAAUACCCGAGUUUGCGACAGGAAAUGCGGUAGGGCUGAAUGCAAAUUUGAAAGUUUGUACUAAUCGGGGAAAAAAUUGUGUUGUUAAAGAGAAAACAGGUUUUUCGACGUCUGCGUAGGUUUCCCAAAUGUAUUUCGCAAGUUGAAAUUAGUCAUCCUCGAAGUCAGGUGUCGUAUAAACCGGAAAAGGGGUUAUUUCCUAACUUCCGUACAACUCUUGAUGCAAGUCAAGAAAGCGUUGCUAUCCAGCGCUUGCUAGAAAAAUUCCGAGCACGUGUCUUCAAUAGAGUAUCCUUGUCACGAUAUUACUAUUCAAAAGAAGUGGUCACGGAUUUAUUUUUCGCGAGUGAAACUGACCCCGAUAGAAUUUAUAGGCAUAAUUGUCGUUUGCCUAGCCGAUGCGUAACAAUUUCGAGACAAGACAUACGAAAACCCUUUUAACCUAAAUCGCAUUGAGAUUGAUCGAUUCUGACUUUUAGACAUGUCCAACUGAGUACCAGGAUGCAUCGCUCGACAAGUACGAAACGGAAGCAGUUGCGCAGCACGCCAACUCGAUGAAAUGUAUUUUACUCGAAUACCUUUAAUCCAGAAAAUAGAAAGCACAAAAAACAACAUUCCUCGACUGCAGGGCCUUUCGUGAUUACCUUCCUGUUAUUGAAAGUUUGUCAAAGAUAAAGUUGAAUUGCCGCAACACGACUGUCCUACUGGAUAUCCGGAUCUAUCGGUCUAAUCAAUCGGCCUUGAAACAAAUAUCGUCAGGAAGUUCAUUCAAAGUCGCUUAUUAAAGUUCAGGCACUAGUGUACACCUCCCAAUGUAAAAUAGUUCUGACCAGUCUGAAAGGUUUCCUUGAAUCGUCCCAAUUUUGUCCGGGAUUGGUUUUAGGGGAAAACAGCUCGGGGCAUCAGCCUGUGUGUUUCGUCUAUUGUUUCACACAGUCGAGGUCCACAUUUAAAAUCAUGGAUGGCACGUAAGCAUGUCAAGGUUAACUGUGAAAUUCACCUUGGUUAUCCAAUCUUUAUGGAGACUUAGCUGGACUGAACCAAGAAGUGUAGACAUCUUAGCAACGCAUUUCUAGAGUAGCGAUAGGCCGGCAAUUGAUCAAGGUAAAGUAUAUGACGGAAGACCCCCGGAGCGCCUAUUCACACUAUUUCGUAUAGUAUUUCUCGAUGGACAUGUGUACACAUUUGGGUAUUGGAACGGAAGUCCAUUCUGUAGGCGUGCCCUUCGUUCGGCUUCUUUCGCCGAAAUGUGUCGUCGCAGUCAUGGACGUCAGUUUGUUGUAAAACAAAAGAGACGCGAACAAAACCGAAAGGAAACUACAAAGAGUUGGGGAAAUUUUUCUGGCGCGUCACAUCCUUGAAUACAGUAACGAGAUCCUUUGGUUUCUAUUGCUGAGAACUGGGCCACAUAUAAUAGACAGGUGUUGGAGGAAAAAUCAUCUAGAAUAGACAGACAAUCAAUAGGAACUUAUGCUGACGCAGUUGUGGAGAAGGAACUUUGAACGCACCGCAAGAUUUAGUUAUUAGAUGAACCCCCAUAACGAAAAUAACUACUGCUUUCGUCAUGAGGGCAACCUUGACGUCUGAUGAGUUAGUGUCUGCGCGUAAAUCUAAACCUACCUCUGUUCGUCAAAUGAUUAAAGCAUACCAGUUACUAGCGCUUUCCUCGAACAUAUCCUUUCAUUUCUUCAAUCAAUGAAGGAACAUGCCAACAAGAUUGAAAUUUUUUUAGACGAGUUAGCCACAGGCGUCGACUUUAUUUGAUUACAAUCUUGUGCGUUGGUGUGGAGACGGAUGCCGCAUCGAUUUCUAUUCUUCCCAGCUGAAUGCAAUACUACUCUUUCAACCGCUACUCGUCCAACAAGAAGAGCCGUCCUUCCGUCUUAUAUCGUUGCCCUCCAGCUAAACCUGUCGAUACGAUAACAAAUAAUCGAUAAAAUCAAUCGGAAAACAUAUAAACCCUAAUCCUUUUUUAUUCAGGUAUAUUUCAGUGUUAUUGCCUUAUUUAAUUCAAUCGGAUGGAAUUCUUAAUAACAAAGGAAAGUUGGGAAACGAUGUCUUAUUGGAAAAGCUCUUUGAUCCGCGCACGGCUGGGUCGAUCUUGAAGUGUCACCGUUAAAUUUAAGUUACUACUGACUAAUGUGGCGCUUGCGCCGUGACAAUCCUCACCCUUGACGACGUAGCAUCCUGUGCACCUUUCUUUCUGCGCAUCGACGUCAAUGCUUUCCUGAUCUACGGCCAGGAAGUCUCAAUCGAUAAACGGUGGUCGAGAUCGUCAUGCUGGCAUCGCUCCUCAGUCUUUUACCACCGUCUUUGGAAGGUGACUGACACGUUCCGCGCAGAACUUAGCCGUGAUUAAAAGUGUACGUGUUAUCCCUUGACGUUGUGUGUCCCAUUGCACCCACCUUGCCAUGUAAACCAUGUUUGGAAUUCCGCUAAAGAUUCGAGUACAGCAAUCUCAUCGGACGUAAGUUCGGUUUUUUUUACAAGGCCAGAUCCCAAUUUCGAAUAGCAUCAAAUAUGCAUCUGCAAUUCGCCGAUAGGAAUUUCAAGGCCGCCGCGCAACACUGGUCAACUAGUAAGCCCAUUCAAAAGGUUGGAUUUGAAUGUGCUGUACGCGCAUGAUUUUAUAUUACGUGUGCAAUAUGGUUUGCGGUGGUUACUAGACUCAUGUAACAAACAACAACCGCAAGACUUUUGUUAAAAUGAUACUAUGUUAAUUUCAAUGCUUCAAGGUUCUUUGACGGCUGGAAAUUUGUUGAAAGAAAAAAGUAGGCAAAUACUCGAGAAGUCCGCAAACCUGUCUACAAAUUCGCCUAAGUAAUUACGUGUAUGGGAAUGAUAAUAUCUUUUAGGGACCCGGAUUGUAUUCACCUUGUUCCAGUCAGCAGCAUAUAAUUGACGCGGUUAGCCAUCAUUACUGUACAUACAUAAAUAACCAAAAUUAAAGCAAUCGAAGGAGAGUGAGCGGGAAAUAGAGCCUUAGCCGCAGGCGGCAUUGGCUAUUUUAUUCUCUUAUUUUUAUUUUUUCCACGGCAAACGAAACUUCCUUCCCCCCGAAAGCACGUGACCACGUGAUCACGCCGAGAACGAACGCCCGCCCCACAUCAUUCUAUUUCUCCUAUCCAGCGCGAACCUUUUCUGUUUCGCUAUAUACAUUUAGUGAACUGGCUCGCGUAAUCUCGUUCAGUCAAGUUGCCAAAGUCCCCAACGACACAGACGACAUGUUGGCAAAAAGCGAAAGCCUUCUCUCCAACUACGGUGCCACUAAAGACAACGGCGACAAGCUGUUUUUGGAAACUCACUUGGACAAAUCAAUUGAGAAAUGCAGCAGUAAAAAUAGUUGCGACAUCGGCCGAAUGGAAAUGGGCCGAGCUGGAAGCGAUUCCGACGACGUGAAAUCGCCUGUCGAUGAGACGAUAGAAGCGGAAAUAGAUCCGUGGGCGCUCACGGAUUUGGUCGACACUUCGGAGAAAUGGUCAGAUCUGGACAAAAAAGCAAAAGCCAUGCGGAUUGUCAUUGGAGUGCUUAAGAUAGGAGCCCUGCUGAUUUUGCUUUUCUUCUUCGUCUGUUCCCUUGAUCUACUCUCUAGCGCCUUCCGGCUAGUAGGUGGACGAACCACAGGAGAAAUUUUCCAACAGAGCGAUCUGUUGCAAAAUCCAGUCGUCGGAGUCAUGAUCGGCAUAUUGACCACCGUCUUGGUUCAGAGUUCUUCCACGUCUUCUUCCAUUAUCGUCAGUAUGGUCUCGGCGAAUUUUCUCACGGUUCGAGUGGCAAUUCCAAUUGUCAUGGGCGCCAACAUCGGUACAUCAGUAACAAAUACCAUUGUUUCAUUGACCCAAAUGGGCGAUCGUAACGAAUUCCGCAGAGCGUUCGCCGCCGCCACCGUGCACGACAUGUUCAACUGGCUUUCGGUCAUCAUUCUCUUUCCUGUCGAGAUUAUAUCAAGGGCUGUAUUUGGAAUCGGUUUUCUGGAAAUCACGAGUGAAGCUGCAACGAAACAUAUUGGAUCCGGUGGUCCGGGAGGUGGCGAAGUCAAACUUCUGAACGCGCUAACCGAACCGUUAACGAAACUUGUCGUCCAGAUUGACAAAAGCGUGCUCGAAGGCUGGUCUAAAAAUGACUCGACGUACUUCAACUCUUCCCUAAUCAAGCAGUACUGCCCGGUUGUGGUCAACGGAAUCAAAAUCAGAGAACCUUGUUGUUUCGUCAUGAAGGACACUGGACUUACCGAUGCCGAAGUUGGCCUGAUCUUGCUCGUAGCCUCGUUGGUCGUCCUUUGCGGUUGCCUAGUCUGCAUUGUCAAAGUGCUCAACUCCAUGUUGAAAGGUCAAAUUGCUGGUGUGAUCAAACGUGUGCUCAAUGCCAACAUCCCUUACGUCCCGUGGAUUACCGGUUAUUUGGCCAUCACGAUUGGAGCUGUUAUGACUUUUUUAGUUCAGUCCAGCUCGGUUUUCACGUCGGCGUUGACACCGCUUGUCGGCGUGGGCGUCAUCUCACUGGAACGAGUCUACCCGCUAACCUUAGGAUCCAAUAUCGGCACAACGACUACCAGCGUGAUCGCCGCUCUUGCCGCCCCGCCUGAACAAUUGCGCUACACCUUGCAGAUAUCCCUGUGUCAUUUCAUUUUCAACGUGGCCGGAAUCUUGCUGUUUUACCCGGUUCCUUUCACUCGCUUCCCCAUUCCGAUGGCUAAAUUCCUGGGCGAAACGACGGCCAAGUAUCGAUGGUUCUCCAUCGGCUACUUGAUAAUGAUGUUCUUCUUCAUGCCCGGCGUCGUCCUGGCACUUUCUUUUGCCGGUACAAUUACCCUGGUCGUUGUUUUGGCUCCGAUUGUCAUACUGAUGACGGCCGUCGUGAUCAUCUCCAUUUUACAACGUAAAUGCCCGACUGUGUUACCGGUUGUCAUGCGAAACUGGAAGUUCCUCCCGAUUUAUAUGCGAUCCUUAGAACCUUUAGACAGACUAAUAUCGAGUUGUGUGUGUUGUAAAGGUAAGCAGUCAGAGAAAAACGAAACCCCAGACGGCCUUUCUAACCUAGCAUACGAGUAAUCAGUUGGGCCUGCAUGCCUUCGCCCAACGCUACUUACACACACACACACAUUUUGACUAGUUCAUAUGUUAUGAGCGGUACUUUUAGGCUGUUGUUGCUUUACGAAUCUCUUGCCUAACGUCAUUUUAACCGUCCGCUAACAAAAUUUAACUUUAUUCGGGUUGCGUUAGCGGUUGAUUCUGAAUUGAUUCGAGCAACCUUAUUCAUAAAACAAACAAACAAAUGAGAUUUAAAUAGGAUUGCCGCCUAUACCUUGAAACCGCACUUCCACAGCCUUCAUGUAUUUAAGUUAAUGUUAUUUCCACGCAUUUACUAUUGUGGACUAUUAUUCUAUCAAAGAAUGUCUAACGCGGAACAAUGCAAUUUGUAUUGGUAGGCCUAAUUAAAAGCGUUCUCAAUCCCACCGAGCGCACAAUUUUUUUACGGCUAUCGGGAUGGCUUUACAUCUGCGCAGAAUGGCGAAAUCGUCAGAUGUUGUUACACAUAAGAAACCAAAUAGAAUCUCUUACACGUCCUUUUGUUUACAUAUGCCCGCUCGUUUUUACAUAUUUAAAAAGGCAAUAUAUGCUGUUCGUUUUA